Messenger RNA from Talaromyces rugulosus, 1491 nucleotides. RefSeq lists its product as uncharacterized. The record is from RefSeq and is a predicted model, not a curated record. The coding region runs from base 1 to 1491 and encodes 496 amino acids. The transcript has a single exon. NCBI's taxonomy places the organism in Eukaryota, Fungi, Ascomycota, Eurotiomycetes, Eurotiales, Trichocomaceae.
AUGGAGGCCCCUCAUAGCCAAGAUGGCGAUUACUGGGGAACGCUAAUCAACGCCGACAAGAGUGCGGCUCCGCUCCUCGAGCAGCUGUGUCUCGGACUGGUGCAACUUAUGGUAAAGAUCCUUGGAUCCUUAGAUAUUGUCUUCCUUCCUAGUCUAAUGAUCAAGCAGGUCCAGUUCGAGUCGAGUCACGGAUCAUCAUGCGACCUGACGCCAGACAAACUCGCCCGAUUCUAUCGCCAAGUGGGCGGCAACUACGAUGCGCUGUUUCUGGAAACCAAAGGGCCUGCGCUGUCGUUCAUCUACCAAGCUCUGGGCUGCUUCCACACUUUGCAACCAACAAAAAACCCAUACGAAGCCCCGUCAAUCCCGGCCCUGCUGCCCAUGGGCUUUGUCCGGUGGCAGGUAAUCCAAAUCCUCCUGUGUCCCGACGAGCACUCGCUAUACAUACAAGAUGCACUGUGUCGGUGGGAUGUACCCAAUCCGGCUGGGGGCACGUUCCCAAAAGUGAUUCCGCGAACUGCAUUUCCCGAAACUGCCGAUGCAGACAUGCUGCGCUGGCAUGAGAGAGUGAGUCGACGACUAGAAAAGGACCAUGCACACUGGAACACACCACAACCGCGUACGUCGCCCGCAGAAGCCAACAGCCGGAAUGGAGGAGAUGCCUCGUCUUACCGACGCACUUAUUUCGACACGGAUGAUGAGACUCUGCGUCAACACCACAGACGUCGCAGUCAAGAUGCCCAGAGAUCGCGCCUGCAUAGAUUCGAAACGGAUCUGGAUGGGUGGACGGGCUCGCGGAAUCCAUCGCCUGCGCAGCCCAGAUCGUCCUCGGCGGCGCGAAUGCCGAUGCGAUCCAAGACAACGCGUCCGCGGAAUAAUCGGGAAUACCCUGAGAAAGCGAGUGCGAAGAAGGAUAAGAAGACAAAAGAGAGGAAGCAACCGUAUCGGAAACAGCGACCGGAGCCAUUGUCGGAAUCUUCUGAUGAUGAGGACGGAGUUUUCCCCCGGCGUAGGCGAGGGUCGAUUGAUGAACGGAGGCCGCGAAGGUCAUCUCAUCUCUCGCCAUCUAAUGAUGCAGAGUCUCAGCGACGGCAUUCUCAUGAUGCAAGCUACUACAAGACGCGCGACCGAGGCUAUCAUACUGACUAUAAUAAUAAUAAUAAUAACAACAACAACAAAAGAGACUCUAGCCGGUACCCACCGUCGAAAAUGAAGUUUUACGAAAACAUGUUUGACGAGCCUGUCGCUCGUCCCAGCCGCGACGCGAAUUCCACGCUGCCGUACGAGAUCAAGGAGAGCCAGAUCCCGCGGGUGCAUGUCCGGUCCGAUGGUACACCGGUUGAUGCUGCGCGCGGAUCGACGCUGAGCAAUGGCAGCGGAUCGAGCAGCUCUGAUCGCGACCGGCCUCGCUCGUCCAGUGGGCCGGCCAGCUGGGUGCCGUGGAAAAGCGCGAGUCGGGCUGGAACGAGGAAGGUUCCUGUGUACGACUGA